Messenger RNA from Clonostachys rhizophaga, 348 nucleotides. NCBI's taxonomy places the organism in Eukaryota, Fungi, Ascomycota, Sordariomycetes, Hypocreales, Bionectriaceae. The record is from the annotation of a GenBank genome assembly.
AUGGUUGCUUUCCAGCAUCUCUCCCUCUCCGCAGCCGUGGUGAUUUUGGCGGUGGCCGGACGGGCUCUCACGGCCCCGACCAAUCUACGCGAACUCGAAUCGAGGGCCGAAGUUGCCAGCGACAGCAUGCCCGAGGCCCGCGACGUCGACAUGCUAUACGAAAACCUCAUCCAGCGACGGGAUCUGGAGACCCGCAGCCGUCGCAGGGGCGAUGAGAAGCUGAUGGACAACAUGAAGUUCGGCUUCAAGGACUUCAUCGCUCUGAUGGGGCGAGACCUCGAUGACCGCGACUUUGACGACGUUCUCGACGCCCUUGUUCAGGUUUCCCGCCGAGACCGAGAUAUUUGA